AUGGAAGGAUUUUUUAGGAGAGCAUUUAUAAGAAAAUCUCCAUAUGAAUGUAAAUUACACCAAGACUGUCAUAUUACAGAAAAGAGAGGAAAAUGUUCUGGCUGUAGACUAAGGAAAUGUUUAGAGGUUGGAAUGUCUGUUGAUGCUAUCCAGAUGGGGAGAGUCACAAUAAGUGAUAAAGCAGACAGACUGAUUGAAUACAAAGAUAGACAAGAAGAAAAAAUAAAACAAACAAACCAUGAAACAAACCAGAUAGGAGGCAAUGAACUGCUUCAACAUGGUUCUAGUAAAGAUAUACUGCCAGAUAAAACAACCAGAGAUCUUAUCACAAUGCAGCCAAAAUUGGAUGAUCAGACUCAUAUGCCACACCUCAAUUUUGAAAAUCCAGAAACUCUUCUCAUACUUGGUGAUGGUAAAGCACAGAACAUAACUGCCUUUCCAAUACAACUAAACAGAAGUGAAUGUGGAACAACACUUCAAAAGAUAAAACAUCCAAUGGAAGAUACAAAUCUUGUGUUUGGUGCUGAAAAUUCAGCUUUCAUAGAUAGCAGUUCAAAUCAUUUCUGUUACCAGGGUCAUGAACCUUCAUUGCCCUGUGAGAGGGGUCAAGUUUAUUCAUCUAGCACUUCACAUAAUUCAUGUUUCCAGGGUCAUGAACCUUCAUUGCCUUGUGAGAGGGGUCAAGUUCAUUCAUCUAGCAGUUCACAUAAUUCAUGUUUCCAGGGUCAUGAACCUUCAUUGUCUUGUGAGAGGCGUCAAGUUCAUUCUUCUAGCAGUUCACAUAAUUCAUGUUUCCAGGGUCAUGAACCUUCAUUGCCUUGUGAGAGGGGUCAAGUUCAUUCAUCUAGCAGUUCACAUAAUUCAUGUUCUAAGGGUUACAAACCUUCAUUGCCUUGUGAGAGGGGUCAAGUUCAUUCUUCUAGCAGUUCACAUAAUUCAUGUUUCCAGGGCCGUGAACCUACAUUGCCUUGUGAGAGGGUUAAAGUUCACUCUUCUAGCCAUUCAGAUCAGUCCUGUUUCCAGGGUCAUGAACCUUCAUUGCUUUGUGAGAGGGGUCUUGUUCAAUCUAGCAAUUCACAUAGUUCAUGUUUCCAAGGUCAUGAAUCUUCAUUGCCUUGUGAGAGGGGUCAAGAUCAUUCUUCUGAAACAACAAAUCAUCAUGAUCAUAGUCAUUCUUGUAAAAACUCAUUAUACUCCUCUGAAGGUGAUGAAAGCGAAAUGAUCCAACAUGUUAAAAAAUAUGUAAAUAAUCAUAAUGGUGAUGUUGAGUCUAUGAACAAGGAAUGGUUGGAUGUUGGUGGAGAAGACUGUGGGGAUGAUUGUAUAUUUAAAAAUCUUGAACAUCGUCUGACACAGGAAGUAGAAUUAGGUGAGGAUACAUGUAAUGACAUUGAUGGUAUUGUAUCAUCAUUGACUCAUGCCAUGGACUGUAUCCAGGUCUUCAGUGUAAAAUACUCACCAGAAGAAGUGAAACAAAAAUUGAAAGAAGGAUCAGAAGCUUACAAAGUGAAACAGGAAGUUUUUGGUGAAAUGAGGAAUUUACCUGACACAGAAUAUUAUAACUUAUAUAAAACAACAGGAAUUGAUGCUGAUGGCAGAAUGAAACAAAUGGAUGACCACUUCCGCUGGUAUGAGGUCAUAGUUCACCAAUACAUUGACUUUGCUAAACGCAUUCCAGGAUUCUCAUCAUUAUUAACCUGUGAUCAAGCAGCCUUGUUAAAAGCUAAAAGGUCAGAAUGCUUCUUCUUCAUCAUACACGAAGCUUGUGAUCCAGAUACAGAAACAGUUAUGUUGUUUUCUGGUCAAACAUAUAACAUCAAAGAAAUAAUUGGUUGGAUGCCUGAGGAAUUACUUAAAGUUUGGACAGAGUUUUGUAAAGGAAUACAGAAUCUAAAUCUUACAAAGAAAGAACAAGCUCUUAUUUUGGCUCUGUUAAUUACAACUCCAAGUGACAAAUACUCUUUAAAAGAACCAGAAAAGGUUGAGGAGCUUCGUAAUAAAUUAGAACUUAGCAUUGAUCAUGUGGUUCAAGGCACAGAGAGAACUUCAGCUGCCUUAUGGAUUCAGAUGACUAGAAACUUGAUUUCAUCAUUACAAAGUAUGAAAGACAUCGAAGAAAAAGAGCAUAAUUCUGUCUGUCAGAUGCCAAGUAUUGUGAACUUUUUACUAAGCGAAUGAUCUCAUAAGUUGAUAAAUAAUUUCUGUUUCAUAUGAAAAUACCUCAUUUAAUGAUAUAUGUUCAGUAAGAAUAAAGGCCAUAGAAGAUAUUAACAUUGCCAAUUAAAAGUAGGAAAUAUUAAUAGAAAAUAUGUAUUAGAUUUAAAGAUUUUUAUAUUCCAUGCUUUUUAAAAUUGACAUUGUACAGAUGGGUGAGGGGGAGGUCGGAGGGGUCAAAAUCCGGAAAUCCUUGCUUAAAAUACAUGAAAUCCAGAGAAGAAAUUAAAAUUCCAACAUCCCUCAAUUCAAAAAAAGAAUUCCAGGCUCCGGAAAGGAUCAAUCCUGA
Mytilus trossulus (common blue mussel) is the source of this 2503-nucleotide messenger RNA. RefSeq names its product nuclear receptor subfamily 1 group D member 2-like. The transcript has 6 exons. Lineage: Eukaryota; Metazoa; Mollusca; Bivalvia; Mytilida; Mytilidae. The record is from RefSeq and is a predicted model, not a curated record. Gene Ontology annotation, molecular function: nuclear receptor activity; RNA polymerase II cis-regulatory region sequence-specific DNA binding; zinc ion binding. The coding region runs from base 1 to 2178 and encodes 725 amino acids. Gene Ontology annotation, biological process: negative regulation of transcription by RNA polymerase II; positive regulation of transcription by RNA polymerase II; cell differentiation.